Molecule: messenger RNA, 15832 nt
Organism: Coregonus clupeaformis (lake whitefish)
Lineage: Eukaryota; Metazoa; Chordata; Actinopteri; Salmoniformes; Salmonidae
Product: ryanodine receptor 3
Exons: 103
Coding region: 169-14853 (4894 amino acids)
Biological process (GO): intracellular calcium ion homeostasis; calcium ion transmembrane transport
Cellular component (GO): smooth endoplasmic reticulum; calcium channel complex; sarcolemma
Molecular function (GO): ryanodine-sensitive calcium-release channel activity; protein binding; calcium ion binding
Source: RefSeq, a predicted model, not a curated record
UGCAUUGAACGAGCGGGCGUGAGUGACAGGCUCCAGUAGUUCGCUCGGGCUCCGGUAUAUGGCUGUGGAUUAGCUAUAUGCUAAUAUCGAUUAAAGAGAGGAGCAGCAGCGUGGUGCUGCGAGCCGACAGUGGAGGCUACCCGAGUCUGAGCAGGCUCCUCAACAGCCAUGGCUGAAGGUGGUGAAGGGGAAGAUGAAAUUCAGUUCUUGAGAACUGAUGAUGAAGUGGUGCUCCAGUGUGUCGCCUGCAUCCACAAGGAGAAUCGCAAGUUCUGCCUGACCGCAGAGGGGCUCGGCAAUCGACUGUGCUACCUGGAACCCACAUCAGAGGCAAAGUAUGUCCCUCCAGACCUGUGCAUCUGUAACUUUGUGCUGGAGCAGUCUCUCUCUGUGCGGGCCCUGCAGGAGAUGCUGGCUAAGACUGGCCAGAACAGUGAGGGGGCGGCCCAGGGGGGUGGACACAGGACACUUCUGUAUGGACACGCUAUCCUCCUGCGGCACUCCUUCAGCGCUAUGUAUCUGACCUGUUUAAAGACAUCAAGGUCACAGACAGAUAAGCUGUCCUUUGAUGUGGGACUGCAGGAGGACUCAACAGGUGAGGCCUGUUGGUGGACCAUCCAUCCUGCCUCCAAACAGAGGUCAGAGGGUGAGAAGGUGCGCAUCGGUGAUGACCUCAUCCUCGUCAGCGUGUCAUCAGAACGAUACCUUCACCUGUCCAUCUCCAAUGGCAACAUCCAGGUGGACGCGUCCUUCAUGCAGACUCUGUGGAACGUCCACCCCACCUGCUCAGGCAGCAACGUGGAGGAGGGUUAUCUGCUGGGUGGCCAUGUGUUGCGUCUGUUCCACGGUCAUGAUGAAGUUCUGACCAUCCCAGGUUCCGACCAGAGUGAUGAGCAACAGAGGAUAGUGAACUAUGAGACGGGGAAUGCAGGAGCCAAGGCCAGGUCUCUGUGGAGGCUGGAGCCUCUGAGAAUCAGCUGGAGCGGGAGUCACAUUCGCUGGGGCCAGCCCUUCCGUCUCCGCCACCUCACCACGGGGCACUACCUGGCCCUGACAGAGGAGAGGGGGGUGGUGCUGCAGGAUCGGGAGAAGUCUGACACAUCCUCCACCUCCUUCUGCUUUAGAGCCUCCAAGGAAAAGCUGGAGUCGAGUCCAAAGCGGGACAUGGAGGGCAUGGGGACGGCAGACAUUAAGUAUGGGGACUCAAUCUGCUUCGUCAUGCAUGCGGCCACGGGACUCUGGCUAUCCUACCAGGCGCCUGAUGUAAAAUCAUCUCGCCUGGGCCCUCUCAAGAGACGGGCUUUCCUCCACUCUGAGGGUCAUAUGGAUGAUGGUCUGACCUUGCAGCGGUGUCAGCACGAAGAGUCCCGCGCUGCUCGCAUAAUCCGUAACACCACCCGCCUCUUCAGCCACUUCAUCAGAGACCUAGACUGUCUUGGGGGUAAGAACCGUGCGUCAGUAGCCCUGCCCAUCGAGGAGGUCCUCCAGACCCUCUACGACCUCAUCACCUACUUCCAGCUGCCUUACGCUGAGCUGGAGCACGAGGAGAAGCAGAUCAUGCUGCGCUCGCUCAAGAACCGACAGAACCUCUUCAAACAGGAAGGCAUGCUGACUCUGGUGUCCUGCUGCAUCGACCGUCUCAACGUGUACAACAGUGCAGCCCACUUUGGGGAGUGUGCCGGGGCAGAGGCUGGGGCUUCCUGGAAGGAAAUCCUCAACCUGCUCUAUGAGCUGCUGGCGGCGCUGAUCCGAGGCAACAGGAACAACUGCACCCAGUUCUCCAACAACCUUGACUGGCUGGUCAGCAAGCUGGAGAGACUGGAGUCCUCCUCAGGCAUACUGGAGGUUCUCCACUGCAUUCUAACUGAGAGCCCGGAGGCUUUAAAUAUCAUCCAGAGAGGACACAUCAAGUCCAUCAUCUCCCUGCUCUACAAACAUGGACGCAACCACAAGAUUCUGGAUGUGCUUUGCUCCCUCUGUGUGUGUAACGGGGUGGCUGUAAGAGCCAAUCAGAAUCUCAUCUGCGAUCACUUGCUCCCUAAAAGAGAUCUGCUUCUCCAGACCCGAUUGGUCAAUGACGUCCAAAGCAUGAGGCCCAACAUCUUCCUGGGAGUGAGUGAGGGCUCGGCCCAGUAUAAGAAGUGGUACUACGAGCUGAUGAUUGACCAGGUGGACCACUUCUUGACCAGCGACCCCUCUCACCUGCGUGUGGGCUGGGCCACCAACAAGGGUUACGCCCCUUACCCUGGUGGAGGGGAGGGCUGGGGGGGCAACGGGGUGGGGGACGACCUCUACUCAUACGGCUUUGACGGACUUCAUCUCUGGUCAGGUCGUAUCUCCCGGGCAGUGGCUUCUAUUAACCAACACAUCCUGACCUCUGAGGAUGUGGUGAGCUGUUGUCUGGACCUGGGAGCUCCCAGCAUCUCCUUCAGGAUCAAUGGACAGCCCGUACAGGGCAUGUUCGAGAACUUCAACAUCGAUGGACUCUUCUUCCCUGUUGUCAGCUUCUCUGCUGGCGUCAAGGUGCGUUUCCUGUUGGGCGGUCGUCAUGGCGACUUCAAGUUCCUGCCUCCGUCAGGCUACGCUCCGUGUUACGAGGCCCUGCUCCCUAAGGAGAAGAUGAAGGUGGAGCCAGUGAAGGAGUACAAGAGGGACAUGGAGGGGGUCCGAGACCUGCUGGGGACCACACAGUUCAUGUCCCAGGCCUCCUUCAUACCCACCCCUGUGGAGACCAGCCAGAUCGUCAUGCCGCCAUACCUGGAGAAGGUCCGGGACAGACUGGCUGAGAAUAUCCACGAGCUGUGGGGCAUGAACAAGAUAGAACUGGGCUGGUCUUAUGGGAAGAUAAGGGAGGACAAUAAGCGCCAUCACCCCUGCCUCGUGGAUUUUUCCAAACUGCCUGAAACGGAAAAGAAUUACAACCUGCAGAUGUCAACUGAAACCUUGAAGACCCUGCUGGCAUUAGGCUGCCAUGUUGUCCAGGUCAACGCCAACGCUGAAGAGGACCUGAAGAAGAUCAAACUCCCCAAAAACUACAUGAUGUCGAAUGGUUACAAGCCCACACCGCUGGAGCUAUCUGACGUGAAACUGACCCCAGGUCAGGAGCUCCUGGUGGAUAAACUGGCAGAGAACGCCCACAACGUCUGGGCCAAGGACAGGAUCAAACAAGGUUGGACCUACGGCAUUCAGCAGGAUGUGAAGAGUAAGCGGAACCCUCGCCUGGUGCCAUAUACUUUAUUAGACGAGCGCACUAAGAAGUCCAACAGGGACAGCCUACGUGAGGCCAUCCGCACUCUGAUUGGAUACGGAUACAACAUCGAACCUCCAGACCAGGAGGGCGGCCACGUGGUGGAGAGACUGAGCAUCGACAAAAUACGCUUCUUCCGCGUGGAGAGGACGUAUGCGGUGCUGACAGGGAAGUGGUACUUUGAGUUUGAAGCGGUUACGGGAGGAGACAUGCGUGUGGGCUGGGCCAGACCUGGAUGUAAGCCUGAUGUAGAGCUGGGUACUGAUGAACUGGCCUUCGUCUUCGAUGGAUACAAGGGUCACCGUCUGAACAUGGGCAGCCGUUUCUUUGGGCGGUGUUGGCACGCGGGGGAUGUGGUGGGCUGCAUGAUCAACAUGGAGGACAAGUCUAUGAUCUUCACCCUCAACGGAGAGAUCCUCAUCACCAACAAGGGCUCCGAGCUCUGCUUCGCCGACUUCGAGACGGAGGACGGUUUUAUCCCAGUGUGUAGUCUGGGCCUGUCCCAGGUGGGUCGUAUGAACCUGGGGAAGGAUGCCAGUACCUUUAAGUACUACACCAUGUGUGGUCUCCAGGAGGGCUUUGAACCCUUUUCCGUCAACAUGAACCGUGAGGUCACCAUGUGGUUCAGCAAGCGCCUCCCCACCUUUUUCAAUGUGCCAAAGAACCACAACCACAUAAUGGUGACCAGAAUAGAUGGCACCAUCGACAGCCCCCCCUGUCUGAAGGUGAGCCACAGGACAUUUGGGACCCAGAACAGUAAUGGUGACAUGGUGUACUGUCGUCUGAGCAUGCCCGUGGAGUUCCACUCCUUCUUCAAGACCAGCCCUGUCAUUGACAUGAACGGAGUGCACGAAGAGCACGAGUCCCUCAAACUCAAACACAGACAUCCACUGAAGUCCAUGAGACACAGUCAUGACGGAAUAAAAGGAACAGAUUACAGCAACAUCACCAUGUACUACUACUCAGUCAGGGUGUUCGCUGGUCAGGAUCCAUCCUGCGUUUGGGUGGGCUGGGUCACCCCUGACUACCAUUACUAUAGCAACCACUUCAACCUCAGUAAGAACCGAACGGUGACGGUUACCCUUGGAGAUGAGCGUGGGCGGGUCCACGAGAGUGUGAGGAGGAGUAACUGCUACAUGGUGUGGGGAGGGGAUGCCACCAGCUCAGGCCACUCGUCCAGUCGCAGUAAUGUGGACCUGGAGAUAGGCUGCCUCAUUGACCUGGCCACUGGCCUGGUGACCUUCACUGUCAAUGGCAAGGAGCUGGCCACCUCCUACCAGGUGGAACCCAACACAAAGCUGUUUCCUGCUGUGUUUGUGCGACCGACCAGCCCCAAUCUCUUCCAGUUUGAGCUGGCCAAGAUAAAGAACACCAUGCCUCUAUCGGCUGCCAUCUUUAAGAGUGAGCAUAAGAACCCAGUGCCUCAGUGCCCUCCGAGGCUGGACGUCCAGACCAUCAACUCAGUGCUGUGGAGCCGCAUGCCCAACACCUUCCUAAAGGUGGAGACAGCCAGGGUCAGUGAGAGACACGGCUGGGUGGUGCAGUGUCUGGAGCCCCUGCAGAUGCUGGCUGUGCACAUACCUGAGGAGAACAGGUGUGUUGACAUCAUGGAGCUGUCUGAGCAGGGGGACCUGAGGAAGUUCCACUACCACACUCUGAAGCUCUACUGUGCCCUGUGUGCACUGGGCAAUACCCGUGUAGCACACGCCCUCUGCAGCCACCUAGACCAAUCCCAGCUGCUCGACACCAUCGACAACCAGUAUCUGUCGGGCAUGCUGCGUGAGGGCUUCUACAACGUCCUGAUUAGUGUUCAUCUGGAGACGGCCAAGGAGGCCCGCCUCAUGAUGAACAACGAGUUCAUCAUCCCCGUCACCGCCGAGACUCGCAGUAUCCGCCUGUUCUCUGAUGCCUCCAAGCACCACUCUCCUCCCGGCGUGGGCCUCAGCACCUCCCUGAAGCCCCGGCUCAACUUCUACCCUCCCUGUUUCAUCAGCACCAAGAGGGAGCAGCACCUGUACAGCCCCCAGAUCCCCCUGGAUGCCCUGAAGGAGAAGGCCAUCACCAUGCUGACCGAGGCCGUGCAGGGCGGUGGGCAUCACAUCAGAGACCCUGUAGGGGGCAGCGUAGAGUACCAGUUUGUGCCCAUCCUGAGGCUGAUUGGCACGCUGCUCACCAUGGGCGUGCUGGGCAGUCAGGACGUCCAUAAGAUCCUGCUGCUCAUCGACCCCAACGUGUUUGUGGAGCACCACGAGGAGGCGGCCGCCGCAGUGAUGGAGGCCACGGAGAAGGAGGGGCUGACAGGUGCCGAGGAGAAGGUGGUGGAGGCUGGGGAGGAGGAGGUGGCCAAAGAUGCCAAGCAGCCAAUUAAAGGUCUACUGGAGAAGAGGCUGCCUGAGCCAGUCAAACGACAGAUGUGUGAGCUUCUGCACUACUUCUGUGACUGUGAGCUGAAGCAUCGCAUUGAGGCCAUCGUGUCCUUCUCAGACAGCUUUGUCUCCAAGCUGCAGUACAACCAGAAGUUCAGGUACAACGAGCUGAUGCUGGCCCUCAACAUGUCUGCUGCUGUCACCGCCAAGAAGACCAAGGAGUUCCGGUCCCCUCCCCAAGAACAGAUUAACAUGCUGUUGAACUUCAGUACGGGGGAGGACUGCCCGUGUCCAGAAGACAUUCAGGAGGAGCUCUAUGACUUCCACAACGAGCUGCGGCUCCACUGUGGAAUCCCUAUGGAGGAAGAUGAUGAGGAGCAGGACACGUCUAUUAAAGGUCGUCUGCUGGCCCUGGUCUACAAGAUCAAAGGUCAACCUCUGAAGACUGAAGAGGAGCCCACAGAGCAGGAACAACAAGCGCCCUCCAACCUGAAGGAGUUGAUCUCCCAGACCAUGGUGAGCUGGGCUCAGGAGUGCCACAUCCAGGACCCGGAGCUGGUUAGAGUGAUGUUCAGCCUGCUGAGGAGACAGUAUGACAGCAUUGGAGAGCUGCUCCGGGCCAUGAGGAAAAGCUACACUAUCAGUGCUGCCUCUAUACAGGACACCAUCAACCUGCUGGCCUCUCUGGGUCAGAUCAGAUCACUGUUGUCCGUACGCAUGGGCAAGGAGGAGGAGAAACUCAUGAUCGACGGACUGGGUGACAUCAUGAACAAUAAGAUAUUCUACCAGCACCCCAACCUGAUGCGUGUUCUAGGCAUGCAUGAGACGGUGAUGGAGGUGAUGGUCAACGUGCUGGGAGGAGGCAAGUCCCAGGAGAUAGCUUUCCCCAAGAUGGUGGCCAGCUGCUGUCGCUUCCUGUGUUACUUCUGCAGGAUCAGUCGUCAGAACCAGAAGGCCAUGUUUGACCACCUCAGCUACCUUCUGGAGAACAGCAGCGUGGGCCUGGCAUCCCCAGCCAUGAGGGGCUCCACUCCUCUAGACGUGGCUGCCUCUUCUGUGAUGGACAACAACGGCCUGGCCUUGGCCCUGGAGGAGCCCGACCUGGAUAAGGUGGUGACGUACCUAGCAGGCUGUGGGCUCCAGAGCUGUCCCAUGCUGCUGGACAAAGGUUACCCUGACAUCGGCUGGAACCCCAUUGAGGGCGAGCGCUACCUCUCCUUCCUGCGCUUCGCUGUCUUUGUCAAUGGUGAGAGUGUGGAGGAGAACUCUAGUGUGGUGGUGAAGCUACUGAUCAGGCGUCCAGAGUGUUUUGGCCCGGCCCUGAGAGGAGAGGGGGGUAACGGGCUGCUGGCAGCCAUGAAAGAGGCCAUCAAGAUCUCAGAUAACCCUGCUUUGGACCUGCCCUCCUCCGCCCAGGGGGUCAGCUCUGACGCGUCUGCUGAGGAUGAUGAGGAGGAAGAGGUGGUGCAUAUGGGCAAUGCCAUCAUGUCCUUCUACUCUGCCCUCAUCGACCUACUGGGACGCUGUGCUCCAGAGAUGCAUUUGAUCAACAAGGGUAAAGGGGAGGCCCUGCGUAUCCGUGCCAUCCUGCGCUCCCUAGUGCCCACUGAAGACCUGGUGGGCAUCAUCAGCAUACCCCUCAAAAUGCCUGUCGUCCACAAAGACGGCACUGUGACAGAGCCUGAUAUGGCAGCCAGUUUCUGCCCGGACCAUAAGGCCCCCAUGGUGCUGUUCCUGGACCGGGUCUAUGGUAUCGAGGACCAAAGCUUCCUACUUCAGCUGUUGGAUGUGGGCUUCCUGCCCGACCUGCAAGCCUCUGCUUCUCUGGACACGGAGGUACUCAGCACCACAGAGACAGCUCUGGCCAUGAACAGGUACAUCGGCUCUGCCAUGCUGCCCCUGCUCACCCGCUGUGCUCCCCACUUCGCUGCCACAGAGCACUACGCCGCGCUCAUCGACUCCACGCUGCACACCAUCUACAGGCUGUCCAAGGGCCGCUCUCUCACCAAGGCCCAGAGAGACGCUAUUGAGGAAUGUCUGCUGGCCGUCUGCAAGUACCUGCGUCCCUCCAUGCUGCAGCAGCUCCUGCGACGCCUUGUCUUUGACGUGCCCUUGCUGACGGAGUACUGCAAGAUGCCUCUCAGGCUCCUGACCAACCACUACGAGCAAAGCUGGAAGUACUACUGUCUGCCGUCAGGCUGGGGCAGCUACGGCAUGGCCUCAGACGAGGAGCUGCUCCUCACAAAGAAGAUCUUCUGGGGCGUCUUGGAUUCUCUGUCACAGAGGAAGUAUGACGCAGAUCUCUUUAAGAUGGCCAUGCCCUGUUUGAGUGCCAUAUCUGGGGCCUUACCACCUGACUACAUAGACGCCACCAUCAGCACCACCCUGGAGAAGCCUGUGUCUGUGGACGCUCAGGGCAACUUCGACCCCAAACCCAUCAGCACAGCCAACAUAUCUAUUCCAGAGAAACUGGAACACAUUGCCAACAAAUAUGCUGAGCAUUCCCAUGACAAAUGGUCAGCAGAGAAGGUGAUGUUGGGAUGGAAGUACGGGGACUGUAUAGAUGAGAAGGCCAAGACUCACCCUCUGCUCAGGACCUACAAAGGCCUGACAGAGAAGGAGAAGGAGAUCUACAGGUGGCCGGUGAGGGAGACUCUAAAGAGCAUGCUGGCUAUGGGCUGGAACAUCGACAGGACCAAGGAUGGAGAGACCAUGUCCCUACGGGAGAGUGAGAAGAUGCGCAAGAUCUCCCAGUCCUCCUCUCAUGCUAACGGUUUCAACCCGAGUCCAAUAGACACCAUCAAUGUGGUUCUGUCUAGAGAGUUACAGGGCAUGGUAGAGGUUGUGGCUGAGAAUUAUCACAACAUCUGGGCUAAGAAGAAAAAGAAUGACCUUGGAAUUAGAGGUGGGGCAACUCACCCUCUGCUGGUGCCCUAUGACACCCUGACUGCCAAAGAGAAGGCCCGGGACAAAGAGAAGGCCCAGGACCUGUUCCGCUUCCUACAGAUCAAUGGCUACGCCAUCACCAGAGGUCUGAAGGACAUGGAGCAGGACUCUUCCUCCAUGGAGAAGAGGUUUGCCUACAAGUUCCUCAAGAAGCUCCUCAAGUAUGUGAACUCAGCCCAGGAGUUCAUCGCCCACCUUGAGGCCAUGGCUACCAGUGGGAAGACAGACAAGUCGCCUCAUGAGCAAGAAAUCAAGUUUUUUGCCAAAGUCCUCCUCCCUCUGAUAGACCAGUACUUCAAGAACCACUGUCUCUACUUCCUUUCUUCUCCCAGUAAGAACCUGAGCAGCAGCGGCUACGCCUCUAAUAAGGAGAAGGAGAUGGUCACCAGCCUGUUCUGUAAACUGGCAGCUCUUGUCAGACACAGGAUUUCCCUAUUUGGGAAUGACUCCACCACCAUGGUGAGCGUUCUCCACAUCCUGGCCCACACGCUCGACACCAGGACGGUGAUGAAGUCUGGCUCAGAGCUGGUGAAGGCGGGGUUAAGGACGUUCUUUGAGAACGCGGCGGAGGACCUGGAGAAGACCCUUGAGAACCUGAAGCUGGGGAAGUUCACCCACUCCCGCUCACAGAUGAAGGGCGUGUCCCAGAACAUCAACUACACCACGGUGGCCCUGCUACCCAUCCUCACUGCCCUGUUUGAACACAUCACCCAGCACCACUUUGGAGUGGACCUGCUCUUGGAUGAUGUCCAAGUGUCCUGCUAUCGUAUCCUGACCAGCCUCUAUGCGCUCGGGACUGGGAAAAACAUCUAUGUGGAAAGGCAGCUGCCGGCCCUGGGGGAGUGUCUGGCCACCCUGGCAGGCGCCAUGCCUGUGGCCUUCCUGGAGCCCGUGCUCAACAAACACAACCCCUGCUCUGUGUUCAACACCAAGACCGCCAGGGAACGCGCCAUCCUGGGCAUGCCAGAUGCGGUGGAGGAGAUGUGUCCGGAGAUGCCUCAUCUAGACGUCCUGAUGAAGGACAUCAACGACAUGUCUGAGUCUGGGGCGCGCUACACAGAGAUGCCUCACGUCAUUGAGGUGGUGCUGCCCAUGCUGUGUAACUACCUGUCCUGCUGGUGGGAGAAGGGCCCAGAGAACCAGCCGUCUCCACACAGCGGGGGAAGUGUUGGGGGCAGUGUGUUCUCCACCACCGUCACCUCAGAACACCUCAGCCUCAUCCUGGGAAACAUCCUGAAGAUCCUCAACAGCAACCUGGGCAUCGACGAGGCCUCCUGGAUGAAGAGGAUUGCAGUGUACGCCCAGCCCAUCAUCAGUAAGGCCAGGGCUGUUCUGUUGAAGAGUCACUUCCUGCCUACGCUGGAGAAGCUGAAGAAGAAGACAGUGAAGGUGGUGACGGAGGAGGAGCUACUGAAGGCUGACAGUAAGGGAGAUACCCAGGAAGCUGAGCUGCUCAUCCUGGAUGAGUUCGCUGUGCUCUGCAGAGACCUCUACGCCUUCUACCCAAUGCUCAUCCGCUAUGUAGACAACAACAGGUCCAGGUGGCUGAAAGAACCAGACGCUGACUCCAAUGAACUCUUCAGAAUGGUGGCUGAGAUCUUCAUCCUCUGGUGCAAAUCACAUAACUUCAAAAGGGAAGAGCAGAACUUUGUGGUUCAGAAUGAAAUCAACAACCUGUCAUUCCUGACUGGUGACAGCAAGAUCAAGAUGUCAAAGUCAGGGGGUCAGGACCAGGAAAGGAAGCAUAAGAGGAAGCGAGGAGAGUUCUACUCCAUCCAGACCUCCCUGAUCGUGGCUGCCUUGAAGAAGAUGCUGCCCAUCGGACUCAACAUGUGCACCCCCGGGGACCAGGAGCUCAUUUCCCUGGCCAAGACACGCUACCUCCUGAAAGACACAGAUGAUGAAGUGAAGGAGCAUUUGCGACAGAAUCUGCACCUUCAAGAGAAGUCAGAGGACCCUGCAGUGCGGUGGCAGCUGAACCUGUAUAAGGAUGUGAUGGUGAAGAACGAGGGGCCUCCAGACCCUGAGAGGACAGUGUUCCGGGUCCAGAGCAUCUCCGCUGCAGUCUUCCAUCUGGAGCAGGUGGAGCAGCCGUUGAGGUCUAAGAAGUGUGUUUGGCAGAAGCUGCUGUCCAAGCAGAGAAAGCGUGCGGUGGUGGCCUGCUUCCGCAUGGCUCCUCUCUACAACCUGCCCAGGCAUCGCUCUAUUAACCUCUUCCUCCUGGGCUAUCAGAGAAUAUGGAUAGAGACAGAGACGUACUCUUUUGAAGAGAAGCUAGUGCAGGACCUGGCAAAGACCCAACUGAAGGUGGAGGAGGAGGAAGAGGAGGAGGCAGAGAUGCAGCCAGACCCGCUUCAUCAGCUCAUCCUGCAUUUCAGUCACAAUGCGCUCACUGAGCGGAGUUCUUUGGAUGAGGAUCCUUUGUAUAUUGCAUAUGCAGACAUGAUGGCAAAGAGUUGUGCAGAAGAUGAAGAAGAGGAAGAUGAAGAAGGAAAAGAGAAAACGUUUGAGGAAAAAGAGAUGGAGAAACAGAAGACUCUGUACCAGCAGGCCAGGCUGCAUGACAGAGGAGCUGCUGAGAUGCUGUUACAGAUGAUCAGCGCCAGCAAAGGUUCACUUGGGCCCAUGGUGACCUUUACUUUGAAGCUGGGCAUCUCUAUACUCAACGGGGGCAACAUACUGGUUCAGCAGAAAAUGCUAGACUAUCUGAAGGAAAAAAGAGAUGCUGGCUUUUUCAAGAGUUUAUCAGGACUCAUGCAGUCUUGCAGUGUCCUGGAUUUGAAUGCAUUCGAAAGGCAAAACAAAGCAGAAGGUCUUGGGAUGGUGACUGAGGAAGGAUCAAUCAACGUGAGUGAGCGGGGUUCCAAGGUACUGCAGAAUGAUGAGUUCACUAAGGAUCUCUUUAGGUUUCUGCAACUGCUUUGUGAGGGACACAACAAUGACUUCCAAAACUUCCUGCGGACUCAGACAGGGAACACAACCACAGUAAAUAUCAUCAUCAGCACUGUGGACUACCUGCUCCGUCUGCAGGAAUCCAUCAGUGAUUUUUACUGGUACUACUCUGGGAAAGACAUCAUGGAUGAGGCUGGCCAGCGGAACUUCUCCAAAGCCCUGGCUGUGGCCAAGCAGAUCUUCAACUCUCUCACUGAGUACAUACAGGGCCCGUGUAUUGGGAACCAGCAGAGUCUGGCCCACAGCAGGCUAUGGGAUGCAGUGGUGGGCUUCCUGCAUGUGUUUGCCAAUAUGCAGAUGAAGCUCUCACAGGACUCUAGUCAGAUUGACUUAUUGAAGGAGCUGCUGGACCUGCAGAAGGACAUGAUCGUGAUGAUGCUCUCUCUUCUGGAAGGUAAUGUUGUCAACGGAACCAUUGGCAAACAGAUGGUGGACACCCUGGUGGAGUCCUCCAGCAAUGUGGAGAUGAUCCUCAAGUUCUUCGACAUGUUCCUCAAACUCAAAGACCUGACCUCCUCGGACAACUUCAAGGAGUACGACCCGGACAGCAAGGGAGUGAUCUCCAAGAAGGAGUUCCAGAAGUCUAUGGAGAACCAGAAGCAGUACUCCCAGUCGGAGAUCGAGUUCCUGCUCUCCUGCGCCGAGGCUGACGAAAAUGACAUGUUCAACUACGAGGAGUUUGUUGAGCGUUUUCAUGAACCGGCCAAGGACAUUGGUUUUAACGUGGCGGUCCUGCUCACCAACCUAUCAGAACACAUGCCUCACGACGCCCGUCUAGCCACCUUCUUGGACCUGGCCGAGAGCGUGAUUAACUACUUCGAGCCCUACCUGGGCCGCAUCGAGAUCAUGGGCGGGGCCAAGCGCAUCGAGAGGGUCUACUUUGAGAUCAGUGAGUCCAGUCGUACGCAGUGGGAGAAGCCCCAGGUCAAAGAGUCCAAGAGACAGUUCAUCUUCGACGUGGUCAACGAGGGCGGGGAGAGCGAGAAGAUGGAGCUGUUUGUCAACUUCUGUGAGGACACCAUCUUUGAGAUGCAGCUGGCCUCUCAGAUCUCUGAGCCUGACUCAGUGGAGCGUCCCGAGGAGGAUGAGGAGGACAGCCAGAGUGUGGAGGAGGAAGAGGAGGAGGAAGAGGAAGAGAGCAUGAUGGAGUCUCACUCAGCCUUCACCAACUCCUGUGUCUCCAUGCGGAAGAACCUGUCCAGCUUCCGCCAGCUGCUCACCUUCAAGAGCAUGCGGCGGCAGUACAGGAAUUUCAGGAAGAUGAGUCUGAGGGAGAUGGUCCGAGGCUUCUUCUCCUUCUUCUGGAUGAUCAUCACGGGCCUCUUCCGCUUCCUCUACAACCUGGUGUGGGGCUUCUUCCACAUCCUGUGGUCUUCAAUGUUUGGUGGGGGCCUGGUGGAGGGGGCCAAGAACAUGAAGGUCACAGACAUCCUGGGGAACAUGCCAGACCCCACACAGUUUGGUAUCCAUGGCGACGUGCUGGAGGCAGAGAAGAUGGAGGCGAGCGAGGCGUUGUCGGUGGCAGAGAUGGGCAAGAUGGCCCAGGGGGACAAGGCAGAGGCCGACCUGAUGGCUGAGCUGCUCAACAUCCAAACCAAGAGCCAGGGGGGCAAGCACGCAGCCGAGCCAGGUCUGGGGGACAUGGGUGAGGUGGUGGGGGUUGACGCCCCCUCUUUAGCCAGCGCCGUCAAACAGAAGAAGGCCAAGGAGGCUGCUACUAAGGAGCCUGCCAAUGGAGAUCACGAAGCCGAACCAGAGAAGGCAGACCCAGAGGACGAGGAGAAGAAGGACAAGGACAAAGCGGAGACUCCACCUGAGCCCCCACCAGAAGAGGAGAAGAAGGCCCCCAAGAAGAGACCGGGACUGAAGAAAGAGCCCCCAGAGGCAUUCAUGGCCAGAUUCUUCUCUGGCCUGGAGAUCUACCAGACCAAGAUGUUGAACUAUCUGGCCAGAAACUUCUACAACCUGCGUUUCUUGGCGUUGUUCGUUGCUUUCGCCAUCAACUUUAUUCUGCUCUUCUACAAAGUGACUGGUGAUGACGGGGAUGACAAUGAUCCAGACCCCUGGAACGGUGGUGGAGGUACUGAUGAAGAGGAGGAUGAAGGUGGGAUGGAGUAUUUUGUCCUCCAGGAGAGCACAGGCUACAUGGCACCUACCCUACGCUUCCUGGCCAUACUACACACAGUCAUCUCUUUCCUGUGUGUGGUGGGAUACUACUACCUGAAGGUGCCCCUGACGGUGUUCAAGAGGGAGAAGGAGAUCGCCAGGAAGCUGGAGUUUGACGGCCUCUACAUCACAGAGCAGCCGUCAGACGAUGACAUCAAAGGACAGUGGGACCGCCUUGUCAUUAACACCCCUUCCUUCCCUAAUAACUACUGGGACAAGUUUGUGAAACGCAAGGUGAUCAAUAAGUAUGGAGAUCUGUAUGGAGCAGAGAGGAUAGCAGAGCUGCUGGGGCUGGAUAAGAGUGCUCUGGACUUCAACCCCACAGAGGAGACAGUGGUGAAGGAGGCAUCGCUGGUGUCCUGGUUGAGCUCUGUCGACACCAAGUACCAAUGCUGGAAAAUGGGUGUGGUGUUUACAGACAAUUCGUUCCUGUACCUGGUGUGGUACACCACCAUGUCCAUCCUGGGUCACUACAACAACUUCUUCUUUGCUGCCCAUCUGCUGGACAUCGCCAUGGGCUUCAAGACCCUCCGGACCAUACUGUCCUCAGUCACCCACAAUGGCAAACAGCUGGUUCUGACUGUAGGUCUACUGGCGGUGGUGGUCUAUCUGUACACUGUGGUGGCCUUCAAUUUCUUCCGCAAGUUCUACAACAAGAGUGAGGAUGAGAACCUGCCGGACAUGAAGUGUGACGACAUGAUGACUUGCUACCUGUUUCACAUGUAUGUUGGUGUGAGGGCAGGGGGUGGCAUCGGAGAUGAGAUCGAGGACCCUGCGGGCGACCCGUACGAGCUCUACCGCAUCCUCUUCGACAUCACCUUCUUCUUCUUUGUCAUCGUCAUCCUGCUGGCCAUCAUCCAGGGUCUGAUAAUUGAUGCUUUUGGAGAGCUGAGAGACCAACAGGAGCAAGUGAAAGAGGAUAUGGAGACCAAAUGUUUCAUCUGUGGCAUCGGUAAUGACUACUUUGACACGACGCCUCACGGCUUUGAGACACACACCUUACAAGAGCACAACUUGGCCAACUACCUGUUUUUCCUGAUGUACCUUAUCAACAAAGAUGAAACAGAACACACUGGCCAGGAGUCAUACGUGUGGAAGAUGUACCAGGAGAGGCAAUGGGACUUUUUCCCUGCUGGAGACUGUUUCAGAAAGCAGUAUGAGGAUCAGCUUGGAUAGAGCUGACAGACAGGAUUGCAGUCCUACAGAGAGCCACUCCAGGUCCACUCCCACUUCCUCUUAACAGCUGAGGACGGUUGGUAACCAUUCACCGCCUAUUGCCUCCUCGAAAUGUGUGAGACUUACUAGAGGAGAGGGGAGAUGCUAUCUUUCGUAUAACGGAAUAACCAGUUUCACAUCAACAUCAAAUGUACCUGUACAUGUUACCUUUGGUACAGUGCCAACCUCCAAGAGAGUGACUUUAUUUCAACCUGCCCAGACAUUUGAUUUCAGUUUGGUACUAUUUUUUCAUUGUUUUUUGACAACGUGUUGCCUUUUCCUCCACAUAACCCCAAACCAUUGCACAAAUGUUUGUCUUUUUGAGAAACACUGGGUUGUGUGGGGUUAUGGGACAACGUGUGAGUCUGGGCCCAUCCUAAUAUGCACAAGAAUACUACUUCAAUAUUUCAAGAAUGUUGAAAAUUAAAAUGACACUUAUGCCAAAAGAUAGGGGGAAUAGAUUUAUACAGAGAGCAAAUGUGAUUUAAGAAAGUUUUUUAAAUGUUGUUACAGUAACGUGCAUGCAGAGAUUAAGUAUUGAAUAUAGAGGACUUGACCAGGUGAAGGGUUUUAGUAUAUGAUGAAGUGCCUUAUCUACAUUACGACAGAGCUAUGCAAAACUGUGUGUUUUUCUUUCUGAGAUGGAAGUGCAGUAGUUUUCCUGGAUAGCUGUUCAGAGUCAUUCAUUAGUUUGUGGCUUAUGUUUUUCAUUUGAAAAAGUAUGAACAGUGUUGAGUUUUUUGCCAACUGCAGCAUCCUAACUGCAAAUGUACAUGGUACAAAGAGCUUAAAUGACACACGUCUAAGUAUAUCACAUGUCAGAAUUUAUUAAACACCAAAAAAAAAAAAAAUGCUAUUGUAUGGCCAUUUGUAUGUAGUAACGUUGCUGAACCGUGCAUUUUUUCUGAAGAAAAAUAAAUAAAGAAAUGAAUGCAAUUAA